Messenger RNA from Peromyscus maniculatus bairdii (prairie deer mouse), 9335 nucleotides. Lineage: Eukaryota; Metazoa; Chordata; Mammalia; Rodentia; Cricetidae. The record is from RefSeq and is a predicted model, not a curated record.
UGCAAGCGCCUUUCUCCAAACCGUGGGAAUGGCGGCACCGAGGCUCUGCGCACGCGCCGUCUCCUAGCCUCGAAGGACGCGCUUCCGGUUCUCCGAGCUCUUCCAGGCGAGGCUCCCACUGCUCUUAGGGUUCCUCGGAGCCUCCUGGGAACUGUAGGAGGAGCGAGGAUUCCCGGGAGCCAGAGAAAGACCGGGUAGUGAGCUCGGGGCAGGAUCGGAGGAACCGGAGCCCGCCCGGGGCCCGCGGAGGCUCGCAGGUGUCCAGCGGCCGGGCGGACGUCACCGGGCUGCAGGCCUCGGGGCGGGCAUCCUGGGAAGGAGAGCCCUUCGAUCACCAUCCCUGGCCCUUGAGAGUACCUGAAAAUGGACAGUUUCCAGAGAAUCUUUGAGCAGAGGAUGCCAAGUCAGCUUUACCAACAACAGCUGUGGGUUUCCUGUGAUUUACACCUUGGCAAGGCCUCGUGAUUUCAGAUGUCUCCAGUCUGUUCUCAGGGGCAUAGACAGCCUUCUGCUCACUCUCCUUGGUGUGGUGAUAAAACCUAGAAUAAACGGGUUGCAUGUGCCUCAAAUGAUGCCCUGUUACUAUUUCUUUUUAGUAGUUUUUUCUUUUUUGGCGGGGGGGGGGGAUGAGGAGGGAGAGAGAAAAGAAUACUCACUAUAAAGCCCAGAUGGGCCUCAAACUGAUAAUUCUCCUGCAGCCUCCUGAGUGUUUCAGCUCUACUUUUAAAACAGGUAUCCAGGGCUCAGUUUGACUUUCGAUCCUGUGGUAAAACUAUUUCACUUACUUAUCUAGUGUCAACUCACUCCAUGCCUUCUACCCCUGUUGGGAUCAGAAUUAGUGACCAGAUCUCACACUUUCAAACCCAAUAACAUUUCCACUCUGCUUCCCCAAACUCUGUUGCACUUGGCAGUGUGACCAUCCCUUCCUCAGAUGCAUUCUGACUGUUUGUAGCCUUCAUACGACUCUUUUCCUCUCACUGAGCGUCUUCACUUGUAGCCCUUUGAGCUCUGCAAUCUUCUUCCUCUAAGAAUCUCAGGGUGGGAUUUUUGCUGUUCUUCUCUGCAAGGGUCCUCCGAAAGGCACCUGCAGUCCUGCUGUGCAGAAAAGAAAUGAUGUUGACAUCUGUCUGCUCAGUGUGCUUCUUCCUCAUCAGUCCCUGCCAAUGUCACUAAUCCUUCAGUUAUACAGGCUCGAAAGAAAAUGAGGCACAAAGCCAGAUGUGGCAGCUUAUACGUGUGAUUCCAGCACUCAGGAAGGUAACGCAGGAGAGUUGCUGUUGAUCAAGGCCAGCCUGGGCUACAGUGUGAAACUGCCUCAAAUGGAGAGAGGGGGGAGAAAAUGAGUAUGUGUUAAGUCUCCUGUUCUUUGCUUCUAGUCACAGGCAAUUGUCAAGUCUUGCUAAGUAUCAUGAGCAUCAGGUCUCUGGCCCUACUUCCCCUGCUCAGUUCCUGUCUUCAGAAUCAUCAUGAUAGAGUUUUCAAUGGUCUGCCCACCUUUCUCAGGUGUGUGCUUACAUUUGUCUUGUAGCAAUACCCGUCUAAUGUCUCAGUGCCGGAGCUGCCCCAGCAGGUCCACAUACUUACAGGAAAAAGUUCAGCAUCCUACGUUUGACUUAGCAGGGCCAGUUUUCUACUUUUCCUUAGUCCCUGCCCCUCCAGACUUUUCGUUUAACAGCUGUGUGUCAAUCAUGUUAUGUACCAAGCGCUGUGUAUCGACCAUAUUGUUAGGUAUCAGACACUGCACCAGAUGCUGUACCUGUCGUUUGGCAAAAGCUAACACCUCUGCCCUUGUGGAGCUCAAGCUGGUGGAGGCGUGGCUUUCCUGUGAUUGACAUCUAGGCAAGGUUCAGCUCAUGAUAAACAGAUUUGCCGCUGCUAUGACCAGGACAUUAGAAAGUGACAUGAGACCUGGGGCACCUCUUCUCUGUAAGGAUGUUCCACACACUGGGACAUACCACACACCUACCAUCCCUUGCCCUGUGUCCCUUUACCAGAAGCCGGUCACAUCCCACUGAACUGCAACAGCCAGACAUUUGUGCCAAGCUGUGUACUAUGCCCUGGGAAGCAGGCUUCAGCCAUGUUGAGCCCCAGUGCAGAAGGGUAGUAUUGUGCCUCUAGUUUCCAGAUCAUGCACCAGAUUUUACUUUGAACCGGUCCCUUCCCAUUUAAAUGAUCCUUAGUUCUUCAUGUUGUUUGAGACUAGGAACAGGGCUUUUGUAGGACCCAUUCCUGUCCCUCCUCUCUAUCCUCCAGGCUGUGCGUUCAUGGAGCAGAGCCCUGUCUGCACAUCACCUGUGGGGCUCCCUCCAUGUGAAAGUGGGGGCUGUGGCCACGCCUCUCUCUCUCUGCCUCUCCACCCCUGUGCUCCUUGCAGCGAGGCGUCUCCUUUUCUUUUUGGCUUUCCUUUGUUUUCUUCCCAGAGUGCAUAAAGUUGACCUGAGUCACCAGAAUAUGUUUUUUGUCUUUUGUUACGACGACGACACCAUUCAGUCUCUCCCACAGGGAACAUCUCUCCUGCUGUGGGCUGUAUGCUGUUAAGGGCAGCUGAGUCUGUCUGUGUGGCAUGGACUCACGAGUCAGCUCUCCUCAUCCGACUCUCGCUGGCCUUUUCCUUCUACCAUUCUUUGCGGUUACCCUUUCUGGUUAUCAAGAGCUAUAUAGUCACCAUCUUGCCUAGGCUGUAAUGGAAAUUAUAAAGUACUGUUCAUUACCAGGGAGCUUAUUUUGGAGGGAGUGGUUCAUAGACAACCUUUAAUAUGGGUAGUAAACUUACCUCUAGGAGAGAGGUACGCCAUCCUGAAGGAAAGAUGCCGUGCUGCGUAUGUGCAGAUGUGUGGCAAGGUGAGGAAAGGACUCAGGGACCCGCAAUAGCUAUGCGUGAGGUGGAGCGUGUGGCAGGCCUCGGGCUCAGGGAGCAUGUGGGCUUCUGCAGAGCUGGGGGAUGCCCAAGUCUUGUCACUGCAUUUCAGAAGGAUUUCCGACAAGCGUAAGUACCAACCAGUCACAGACAGUUUUUCUGCACACGUCCCCACACUGCACUACUGGCCUGUCCGUACCGAAGUGCAGUGAUCAGGACCAGGAAAAACUGUCAAUCAGUCCUGGUACUGUACGGACAGCAGUGUAGACGGGACUGACUGUCUGCAGUUCAGGGGUCCAGGGCUACAUUUGGUUGUCGUGUCUGUUAGCAUUCACACCCACUUCUUGGAAUCCUGGCCAAUAAGCAGAUAAUACCCUGGCCUGCCCAGCGUCCUGACAUCAUCCUAUGUUCCUGUUCCCUUUAAGAAGGGACUGCUCCCCCUCGGCUCUCUCUCUUCCCCCCUCCGUGAGGUGGUGCCCACCUCCCCCCCUUUUCUCUCUCUCUUUCCCUCUCCCCUUUUUCUUUCCUUCACCAAACAAAACUCUCCACUGCACACUGUCUGUGGGGCGUCUCUGUCUCUCACCCGCCAUGGGUCAUCUUGGCUCUACCCGCCAAGGCCUCUCAAGUGCCGUAUCAUAACAGGUCUCCAUGGCCUCUUGCAGUCUGGGGUGGUCCUUGUCUCUCAUGACCUUUCAGUGGCUGCUUACCCUGUGGAGCACAGUUAGUUACCCUGUGGAGCACAGUUAGUUAGUUACCCUGUGGAGCACAGUUAGUUACCCUGUGGAGCACAGUUAGUUACCCUGUGGAGCACAGUUAGUUACCCUGUGGAGCACAGUUAGUUACCCUGUGGAGCACACAGUUAGUUAUCCUGUGGAGCACAGUUAGUUACCCUGUGGAGCACAUCCUGACUGCCCCUUGUCCUUCCUGGGACUCCUCUGUUUUGUCACUGCACUCUUGACUUCUUGUCCAGACAGGUGGCUGCUGUCUGUCUUAUUUGUAGUUCCCCUCCAUAGCCUGUUUAUUUCACUUACUUGGGUUGCGGGGGGGGGGGGGGGGGGGCCGAGUUGGAUCUGUGUACUGAAAUCUGUGUACUGAAAUCUGUGUGGUGAAAUCUGUGUACUGAAACCUGUGUGGUGAAAUCUGUGUACUGAAACCUGUGUACAGAAAUCUGUGUACUGGAAUCUGUGUACUGGAAUCUGUGUACUGAAAUGCCUUUGCCCUCUCUCCUCUGCCCUUCCCCCACCCCGUUGUUUUCUCCCUCUGUCCUCCUCCUGAAGGUGACAAGUUACUAAUUCCUGGUUGGCCCUUACUGUGUGUGUCUUCUGUCAUCUCCUCCUUUCUUACGUGAUCUUACCCUGUGGAGAUCAUUGCGCCUUUUCCCCCCUUCACAGUGCGACCUAGAGCUCAUUCCAGGUCAGUUUAGAGACUUCCUCGUUUGCUCUCAGGUACCAUCUCCCAUUACCAUUCUCUCUCCUUUGAGACCAAAUAUUCACUUGCCAGGAUAGCUGCCUUUACCCCUUUUCUCCACAGAUUCGUUGAGCUCAGCAUUGCAGGUUGUUGCCUUAGCCUCCUGUGCUGGUGAGUGGGUGUUUAUUGCUGGCUUCCUACGUUGGCAUGUGCCCAGCUCUGGUCAUGCCAUAGAGCCUGCUCAUAGUGUCCCCAGCCCACAUGAGGUCAGUCCCUCUUGGUCCUCAGGUAGUGGAGUACUUUGGUCUCACCCCCUGAUGCUCCCUGUAGAAGGGCAUCCUGGUUUUCUUCCCCUUUGCUUGGACCUUUUAGCGAUUUCCCGUUUUCAGGUAUGGAACGGCAAACUCCUUCCAGGGGAGCAGAUAGUACUGUUUACAGUUUUGUUGGGUACAGUCUCUUUUAGCUCGGAGUGCGGCAGUUGCUGUGUGAAAAUGUCAUGGGCAAAGUGUGAACCAGGCACUGCCAGAUGCAGCGCCUGUGGCUGGAUUUGGCCCUAGGCAAUGGCGUGCCAUCCAUCACCCAGGUGCUGCGGAGUUGCUUCUCGAGUGUACACGGGGCCUGCUGCUCUGGUGUUCACAAACACCUCUGCGACAGAUUUGCAUGUUUCACACUAGUGGUCUCCAGAGUGGGGACAAGGAGCACCCCAGCAGCGCUGUACUUCUAUUCAUAUUGAUAUCUUGACCAGGGGCAUGGGAAAACAACAGAUGGUUAAUGGUAUUGGCAUGGUUAUCGGUACUAACAUGUUGCUUAACCUACAUUAUGAUUUCCAGGUCAACACCUGGGUCAUUUGCACUUCAAGAGUGCUUUACUGAUGGGGUGCAGUAACUCGAUGACUGAUUAUAGGGUAGGGUGCUUGCGUGCUCUGCCCCUGCAGGUCUCUUCCCUACAGCACUAGCUCUCUGACUGUCAUGUCUGUGGUUUGCCUCAGUGUAUUUCUCAAUGAACACACUGUGGCAAGACACACCUUACGUGCGGACUAAAAGGAUCAUCUCCCAGAAGUCUGAUGGCACAAAACAGGGCCGUUUAUGGUCCCCUUUGUCUAGCAUGUAUGUUCCUGCCUGAAGUGCGGUGUCUGCUUGUGUCACUUGUCACGCUGGGUGCUCCUUGAGAGCAAGAGCCAUAUUGCACAUGAGCCUGUAAUCUGAGAAUUCCAGGGCACAAUAUAAACUCCACACAUUUAAAAACCUCAUUCAUAAAUAGUGAGUGAUUUCUAUUCUUUCAUUCCCCCAUGAAGUAUCUCUCCAUAGCCUAACACUGGCCAUGGCAGUGCCCUCCUGAUCUUUGAUAGUCCCACAGAUUUGCUGUUGCUCAGUUCUGAUUAUCUCAGAUGAAACAUGUUCUUUCAGAGGUCGGUUUCCUUCAAGGAUUUGACCGUGGACUUCACCCAUGAGGAGUGGCAAUGUCUGGGCCCUGCACAGCGCCUCCUGUACAGGGACGUGAUGCUGGAGAACUACAGGAACCUCCUCUCAGUGGGGUUUCGUGUUAGCAAACCAGAUGUGAUCUUAAAAUUGGAGCAAGGAAAAGAGCCGUGGGUAGUGGAAGAAUCGCCAAGUCAGAACCAUCCAGAAGAUGAUGAUGCCUUAGAGAAGGACAAGGGAAUACAAGACAAACAUUUGAAGCAAUUUUUAGUCUUCAGUAACAAAAAGAUGCCAGAAAAAGCCAUUCUGUUCGAGGAAACAGUUGCUCUUGACAUGAAUACUGUUUCUUCAGAAAAAAUGUUCCAUAAAUAUGACCCAGGGGGAAAUGGCUUGAAAACUAAUUCAGAAGAAACCGUUGCAAAGUCAAGCCAAGCAAAUGCAAAGCUAAUUGCUGAGCCCGGUGGGUGUGAGAAGCUCCCACCCCACACAAGGCCUGACAAAAGCCAUUCUGGGACAAGACGGAACAAAUGUGAUGAAGUUAGGGAUGUUAGGAGUCACGGUGAAGAUCUUAAUCCAUACCAGAAUAUCCAGUCUUUAAGUCAGCCCUCUGAACUUAACAAGGGUGGGAAACCCUUCCUCCAGAAGUCAGCCCACUCUGCAGGAAUGGAGGACCAUGCUGAAAGAAAGCGAAAUGAAUGUGCUGAGUGUAGGAAAACCUUCUCUAAGAGGUCCACCCUCAUUGUCCAUCAGAGAAUCCAUACAGGAGAGAGACCCUAUGCUUGUAAUUACUGUAGGAAAACUUUUCGUAUAAAGGCAAGCCUCACUCGACACCAGCGAGUUCACACUGGAGAGAGACCUUAUAAAUGCAAAGAGUGUGGGAAAGCCUUCAUUGACAAAUCUGCCCUCAUUGUGCAUCAGAGAAUCCAUGGAGGGGAGAAAUCCUACGAGUGUAACGAAUGUGGGAAGACCUUCUUCCGGAAGUCAGCCCUGGCUGAGCAUUUCAGAUCACACACAGGGGAGAAGCCUUAUGAAUGCAAGGAAUGUGGGAAUGCCUUUGGCAAGAAGUCUUACCUCAUUGUACACCAAAGAACUCACAGAGGAGAGAAACCAAAUGAAUGUAAGGAGUGUGGGAAAACCUUCUUCUGUCUGUCAGCCCUGACGGCACAUCAGAGAAUUCACACGGGGGAGAAACCCUAUGAGUGCAGUGAGUGUGAGAAAACUUUCUUCUGUCAGUCGGCCCUCAAUGUGCAUCUGAGAAGUCAUACCGGAGAGAAACCCUAUAAAUGCCGCCAGUGUGGCAAGUUUCUGUGCACUAAGUCUGCUCUCGUGGCCCAUCAGGUAAUCCACAGAGGGAAGAAGUCUUUCGAAUGUAAUGAAUGCGGGAAGCUUUUCUACCUGAAGACAACACUCACGAUACAUCAGAGGACUCACACCGGAGAGAAGCUUGGCGUGCUCAGUAAAUGGGGUCGAACAUCCCCUGUGAAGUCAAACUGCAUCCAACAGGAAGGAAUGGACACAAAGGAGGAUCGUGAGUGCCACGACCAUAAGCGUACAGUCCACAAAAGCUCACGCCGCUUUGCACAUAAGAGAACCAUAUGGGAGAGACCUUACGAAUGUCCCGAGUGUGGGAGGACCUACUGCCGGAAGUCAGCUCUCCGGCACCAUCAGAAGACACACACAGGAGAGAGGCCCUAUGAGUGUAAAGAGUGUGGGAAAACCUUCUGCCAGAAAGUCUCCUUUACCGAGCAUCAGCGAACUCAUACUGGGGAAAAACCACAUAAAUGCAAAGAAUGUGGGAAAUCCUUCCGCCAUAAGUCAGCAUUCACAGUGCAUAAGAGAAUUCACACAGGAGAGAAACCGUAUGGAUGUAAUGAAUGUGGGAAAAGCUACCGUCGGCUCUGGACUCUGACUGAACAUCAGAAAAUACACACAGGGGAGAAACCCUAUGAAUGUAGCACAUGUAAGAAAACAUUUCGCCAUAAAUCAAACUUCCUUUUACAUCAGAAAACUCACAAGAAGUAGAUUCCAACAAGGCCACAGCUAAUUUACAUAAUGCUCCAAUCCUGAGUUAUGCAUAAAGGAGUGAGACCUCGUCAGCAUGUGGACCAUGGAAGGUUUUCUGCUGACGUCAGCCCUGUAACUAGAGAGCUCACAUAGGCAACAUGCACAGUUUAUUUUAUGAAUGUCAAACUUUCAGUGUUACUAUGGAAACAUUCAGCAUUUCAAACAUUACACCAGGUGUGCCUGCUUCCCUUUCAGAUCAUGAAACAAGUAUUAAUCCCUACUCGAUUACCCUCCACAGUCAGUUUAUGUAGUGUGUGUUGCCAGAUGUGAGGAUCCGGUCUCGAUCCCAGGUCACUGCCAGUUGUUACUGUGAUAAACGAAUUUACAGUGUUUAUAGCUCAGACUAUCCAAGCUGCUCGUCUUCUGUCCACGUUGUUAUCUAGUGAUAGACCCCGUUCCCUUAUCUGCAAAAGUGAGGAGUUCUUUGCCCGCCUGUAGUGACUCCUCACGUGAGUGAGCAUUUGCUGCAGCCAAGUCCCUGGGUUUUUCCAGUGAGGGGCGCAAUGUCUCAUGUAAGUGCCUCCUGGAGCUUUCAGGUAAGCUAAGACAAACAGCAGUUGUAGGUAUCGUAACAAGAACAGCAAAAAUGUAACAAGCAGGUUUGAAAAGUGAAGAGGAUUUGGGGAGUGUUUGAAUCAAAAGUGUCUUUCCUUCUAGUGUUCUUAAAUACUUCUGUUCCCUCAGUGGUGUGAUUGUGUCAGUGUUUUUUGUUUGUUUGUUUGUUUGUUUGUUUGUUUGUUUUAAAUGUCCAUAGAGGUGUUACUUAGAAUUUACCUAUCAGCUUCUGAGAAAAGGUCUCAAUGGUGCCAAAUAGAAUCUCAUAGUAUGCUCCAGCCAGAAUGCCAUUCUGUGGCAUUAGUGUGAGGCUAAUGUCAAGUCUUGGUAGCCAGCCACAAGUGGAAUUUUCUACUAACCCAGCCCUGCUCUCUGAUGUAUUGUCAAAUCUUAGGACAGUGAAGUGAGUUUAUUUCAUUGACAAAGAAGAGCCACUGGGUUUCCUGUCCUGGGCCUUGCCUGUGACGAAGCUGGCAAAGUGACAAAAUGCUGUCACUCGGCUAAUCAGCCGCUGGAGUGGCCAGACUAAGUUGUAUCAUCCAACUGAGUCUUGGAAAUGAGAGUCUCUCUGGCUUGUCCGCUGCUUCUGGUUGUGAUGUUGGGUUCUUGGGGGGGGGGGGAAGCUGCCCUUUGUUUGAGACUCAUCAGAAAUCCCACUGAGAACAAGAGUGGUCUAUUUAUUCAGUUUGUAUUUUAUAUCCUUCAGUAAGGUUAACGUAUUUGUGAAUGCACAUGUAUUCGAUGUAUAUAAUAUAUACUGAAACAUGAAUAUAUGUGUAUAUCAAUACAAAUAGUAAUAUUUCCCUGAGAUUUUUAAUAAUUACUUAAAGAUUUGGUUGCUGUUGCGAAUGGAAUUUUAUCAUCUGUUUUUAAAAUUACUCAUAGAGGUCCCGACAGAACUAGCAAGCAAAGGUGCUUGCUGGCAGCCUGACAACCUGAGUUCAAUCUUUGGGCCCCACAUGAUAGGAGAGUUACCCUGGCUUCCACAGGUGUGAUAUGGCAUGCACACACAAAAAUAAAUAAAGGUUAAAAUG